Suricata suricatta (meerkat) is the source of this 1818-nucleotide messenger RNA. Its product is annotated as zinc finger protein 772-like. NCBI's taxonomy places the organism in Eukaryota, Metazoa, Chordata, Mammalia, Carnivora, Herpestidae. The record is from RefSeq and is a predicted model, not a curated record. The transcript has 3 exons. Gene Ontology annotation, molecular function: DNA-binding transcription repressor activity, RNA polymerase II-specific. Gene Ontology annotation, biological process: negative regulation of transcription by RNA polymerase II. Bases 1 to 1818 code for a protein of 605 amino acids.
AUGUCCAGGCGGGACCUCUCGUCGACCCUCUUUCUGGUUCCGGUUCAUCUGAGAAUCCCAGCCGGAAGCUCUGGGCAGAGGCUCUUUCCUGGCUGCUGCUCGAGCGGAACGGGAGCCGUUUUCGAAGCGUGGUGUGGACAAUCUCGGGCCUCGGUUUUUCUCGCGUCCGCUGAGGCGCGUCCGCUGAGGCGCGCCGUCUCGGGCCUUGAUUCCGUGGCAAUGGCGGAGCCUGCUGCAGAGCUAGACUGCAACAUUGUAACCUUUGAGGAUGUGUGUGUACGCUUCUCCCAAGAGGAGUGGGAACUACUUGAUGAAGAUCAGAGACGCCUAUACUGUCUUGUGAUUCUGGAGAACCUUCUACUGGUGACCUCACUGGGACUUCCAUUGUCCAGAUACUCUUUAAUUCCCCAACCACGGGCAGCCUCGGAGCGUCUGGUUCCUGAAACUGUAGCCGUUGCUCCAGCCAAGGCAGAGAUGGUCCAGGGGAGCCCUGGCCUUUGUCAUGGAGCAGGGAGUAAAGAUGCAUCUUCUGGACAGGGUGUUUCUAUAAGACAGUCACAGGCAAGAACGAUCAUGGCGAAUCCUUAUGACCAAAAGAGCCACCCAUGUGACACGUGUGACCCGAUCUUGAAAGGCAUCUUGCGCCUGGCUGGCCUGCAGAGAGUAUCUUAUGGGCAGCAGGCAUACCCGUGUCCGUCUUGUACAAGAACCUUCUGGGUCACUGUAAGUACUGACCACAUCCUGAGGUCACAGAGUGGAGAGGCAUUCCCUAGAAUGGAAGAAGACCCGGCCUCCUCUGGGAAGAGGUGCAGAAGCCACGUGUCAGAGGCCUUCACUUACAGGGAAGAUGCGGAGUACUCCUUGGCCAGCUCUGGAUGUGUCCAGCACCCUGUCGCUCAAGAUGAGAUGCAGCUCUGCGUUCACACUAAGAGCAAGGAAGUCCUUCACACUGGACAACAAGAUGGCUCAUGCAGUGAAUGUGCGGAAGCUUUCAACAACAAAGACCAAUGUGGCCAGCACGAGAAUCCCCACAUGAGAGGACAGCUGUAUGAGCGCAAUGAUUCUGAGAACUGUUCUCUCUCCAGCUCCAGCCUCCAAGCACCCCAGAGUGCUCACAUGGGAUCAAGGCCUAACGAGUGUGCUCAAUGUGGGAAAUCUUUUAAAAGAAAAUACUGUCUUGUUCAGCACCAGAGGAUUCAUACUGGAUUAAAACCUUUUAAGUGCAGUGAAUGUGGGAAGGCCUUUGGCCGCAAAACCAACCUUGUUCAGCAUGAGAAAAUUCACAGGGGAGAAAGGUCUUUUGUGUGCAGCAUAUGUGAGAAAGCCUUUUUCCGAAAAGAUACACUUGCUGUGCACCAGACAAGGCACACUGGGGAAAGAUCUCAUGCGUGUGAUGAAUGCGGGAAACGCUUUACUCACAUUAACUAUGUUAAAGUACAUAAGAAAAUUCACAAAGGACAGAGGCCCUACGUGUGCAGUGAAUGUGGGAAAACGUUCGUCAGACCUUCCCAACUUAUGCGACACCAGAAAGUUCACACCACAGCAAGGCCUAUGGAUGAAGUGAAUGUGGGAAACUCUUUGAUGACAUUGCACUCUGCCAGCAGUCAGGGACCCACACUAGGUGAGUCCCUCCACCCUCUCUCCUAUUUCCUGGAGGGCCUCAUGAGUGAUGUGAACCCAUUUAGGGAUCCUCAUUUCCUACCGGUGGAGAGUUUCAGUGUGGACACGAUCCAGCACCGGCGAAAAACAUCUGAUCUGGAAUAUGCUGCAGUUUUCCAGAGGGUUUUGUUUUCCAUGGACAGUCUUGACUCUACAUGA